CCCGGACCAUUGAGUGUGUAACACAAGUUGUGAGUAAACGUUCCUGCUGAGCAUACACGUGAUUCUCCGUGUCUUUAUUAAUGAUCGUUAGGGUGCUAACGUAACAGUAGAUGAUCAGAGUAAAGUUGUAAAGACGUCAGCGCUGAGUUGAGUUUUCCCUCUGUGACUCUUGGAUGUGUGUAAGAUGGCCGGGUUUAAGGAUCUUAAAGAGUUAUUCAGUCGACGGCUGCUCGCUGCGGUUAUCAGAGAUAUAACAGAAGAAAGAACAACAAGUGGAUACGAAGAGGAGCUCCACCGACAAAGAAAACUGCUGGAUGUGAUUUUAACUCCUGAAAUCAAGCUACAGAGAACAGAUGUCCAGCAGCUGUUGGUGAGUAAAGAAGAGCUUCCACCUGAGCAGCAGGAGUGGAGCCACAUUCUGGACCAGGAGGACACUAAGCCCCAACACAUUAAAGAAGAACAUGAGGAACUGUGGAGCAGUCAGGAGGAAGAACAGCUUCAAGGACUGGAGGAGGCUGAUACCGCCAAGUUCCCCUUCACUCCUGUCUCUGUGAAGAGUGAAGAUGAUGAAGAGAAACCUCAGUCCUCACAGCUUCAUCAGAGACAAACUGAACAGAUGGAAACAGGAGUUGAUGGAGAGGACUGUGGAGGAGCAGAACCAGAAAGGGACUUAGAUCCAGAGAGACGUUUACAACCAGAGACUGAGGUCGAGACUGAAGACUCUGGUGAACCUGAGACUGAUGACAGUGAUGAUUGGAAAGAGACAAGAGAAGAUCUGUCAGAAUUAAACUUGACAAAUAAGAAACUAAAGACUGGUAAGAGACCACACAGCUGCUCAGAGUGUGGUAAAAGGUUUAACCGAAAAGGGAAUCUGACAAAACACAUGUUAGUUCAUACAGGAGAGAAACCCUUCAGCUGCUCUGUUUGCAGUAAAAGCUUUACCCAAAGAGGAAAUUUGACCACACACAUGUUAGUUCAUACAGGAGAGAAACCCUUCAGCUGCUCUGUUUGCAGUAAAAGCUUUACCCUAAGAGGAAGUCUGACAAAACACAUGUUAGUUCAUACAGGAGAGAAACCCUUCAGCUGCUCUGAGUGUGGUAAAAGGUUUAACCGGACAGAGUCUCUGACCAGACACAUGUUAGUUCAUACAGGAGAGAAAGCUUUCAGCUGCUCUGUUUGCAGUAAAAGCUUUACCCAUAGACAAAGUCAGACCACACACAUGUUAGUUCAUACAGGGGAGAAAGCCUUCAGCUGCUCUGUUUGCAGUAAAAGCUUUACCCAAAGAGGAAAUUUGACAAAACACAUGUUAGUUCAUACAGGAGAGAAACCCUUCAGCUGCUCUGUUUGCAGUAAAAGCUUUACCCGAAGACAACAUCUGACCACACACAUGAUGAUUCAUAUAGGAGAGAAAUGCUAAUCCUGUGCAAUGGCAAAACUGAUCCAAAGGAUUCCAACUUAACAUCACUAAUGUGUAUAUAAGACAAGAAAGAGAUAAAAGACAUAAAUCUGUCUCUACUUUUUUGACAUUGAUGUUUUGUUGCUGACAUAUGAACCAGUAAGUUGGGAUCAGCUAUGACGUUUGAAUUUAAAGUGUUUAUAUGAAACAGUGACAGUGUAAGGAUUCUUCUUCUCUCCUGAUAUCUUCUUUCUGUCACUCUGUUUCCUUGGAUGCCUCUGUGUUGGGUAGCAGAAGUUCUUCAGACAGCUCACGUGUAACCUUGUAAUAAAUAAACUGAUGUAGAGUGAGAAAGA
This is a messenger RNA of Labrus mixtus (cuckoo wrasse), 1752 nucleotides long. RefSeq names its product zinc finger protein 501-like. The record is from RefSeq and is a predicted model, not a curated record. NCBI's taxonomy places the organism in Eukaryota, Metazoa, Chordata, Actinopteri, Labriformes, Labridae. Gene Ontology annotation, biological process: regulation of transcription by RNA polymerase II. The coding region runs from base 185 to 1417 and encodes 410 amino acids. Gene Ontology annotation, molecular function: RNA polymerase II cis-regulatory region sequence-specific DNA binding; DNA-binding transcription factor activity. The transcript has 2 exons.